AAACACAAAUCAUCUUCUCAGUACUCUCAUAUCUUAAACGAUCUCGAUUUCAUCAAUCACUGCAUGAUUCUAGGACCUUUUGUCCUUUUCUUCCAAUCUUUAGCUUCCUUUAAUGGCCUUAUCUCUGACAUUACUCCGAUCUUACCUAACUUCUCUGAUCUAUGGAACGCUUCGAAGUUUCACCCUAACUCCGAUUACGCUAGACAAAUCCCUAUUCCUACAAUUAUCCUCGACCAGCUUUACCACUUCGCCGCUUUCUGGAACUCUGUCUUCUCUGCCGCCGGAUUCACACGUGUCAACGCCGCCGCGACUCCGUACACUUCUAUCGAUAACCUCCACGGAUUCAAAAACCAAUUCGGGGAUUCUCAGAUUAAUUGGUUCAUCGAAUUGAUGCCGCCAGAACGUGGAAGUGGAGCAAGGGCUGCUACACUGCCAAGAGUGAGACCAGUGAGUCCAGUGGUCUCUAAUGAGACUAGUGAGAUGGCUAUGUUUGAGGAAUUUCGUAGGUUUCAGGAAUACAAGCAUAGGGAGUCAGUUAUGAGAAGAGCACCAGAGGUGAAUGUUCCACAUCGUGGUGGACCGGAUGUGGAAGCCCCGCCUCAACAUCAGCCCCAACCUUCGCCACAUCCUAUGCAUGCCCAUGGACAAGGUUCGUCUUACAUGGAGGCUAUCAAAUAUUUGAAGGACGUGGACAUGGAGUUCUUUGGUGGUAAAUUCAACCCUAUUGCUGCUGAUAACUGAAGAAAAAAAUUGGAAAGAAAUCUUGAUAAUGUUA
Molecule: messenger RNA, 775 nt
Organism: Arabidopsis arenosa
Lineage: Eukaryota; Viridiplantae; Streptophyta; Magnoliopsida; Brassicales; Brassicaceae
Source: the annotation of a GenBank genome assembly